Microdochium trichocladiopsis is the source of this 1289-nucleotide messenger RNA. RefSeq lists its product as uncharacterized. Lineage: Eukaryota; Fungi; Ascomycota; Sordariomycetes; Xylariales; Microdochiaceae. The transcript has a single exon. Bases 92 to 1000 code for a protein of 302 amino acids. The record is from RefSeq and is a predicted model, not a curated record.
CCCAGUUCUAACAACUCCUUCCAUCACGUUUGAAGUGACAACUUGCUCAAAGACGACCAUCGCCGCGCAGAACGACGAGGCAGUAGACACCAUGACGGGCAACACACGCUUGGCGCUGGCUGUCCUGGCCAGCGCGAGCACUCUGCUCAUCGCGCCCGUUCCCGUGGAGGCUGGAGCUGGAGGAUGGCCCGAAUACCAGUGGGAUCCGGAGACGAUCCCGACGUGCACGACAUGGCAGGAGCCUGACGAGAACCAGACGUGCGAGCAGUUCCGUGCGUACUGGGGCCUCACCGCAGAGGACUUCAACACCUAUAACCCAAGCGUCGGAGUCGACUGCAAGGGCUGGUACUGGCAGCAGUCGUACUGCAUCUCAGACGCGAAGCGCGACGCCGACUACAUCGCCACCGCGACGGAUCCCUUCUGGGUCAGCCUCGUGAGCUCGCUGCCCACGCCGACGCCCGGGACGCCCACGCACGUCGUCGAGGGCACCCCGAUCCCCUCACCGUGGCUGUGGAAGCCGUACUCGUGCUACCCCACCGGCCCGGACCCUUUCGCGAACAAAAUUCUCGACCAGCAGAUCAGCAAGGGGGACAAGAGCAUGACGGUCCAGAACUGCCGCGCCCGCUGCUGGGACCUGCUGCCCAGCAAGACCAUCACCUUCAUGGGCAUGCGCAACGGUGACGAGUGCUGGUGCGGGCCGCACCUGAUGUCCCCUGCCGACUACCACUACUCUGGCUGGGGCUCCUGCAACUCGACGUGCUCGGGCAACGAGAAGCAGAAAUCCUGCGGCGGCAAGGAGCACAUGGCCGUCUGGGGCGCUGUCGUGCUCUAUGGAAAAGGGCCGUUUCCUUCCGUUUCUGCUGCCGCAUCUAGCGGGAUCCAGCCGACAGCCGCGACGACGACUGGAAGCAGUCAGAAUUCAGCGAAAAGGACCACGGGUUCUGCCUGGGCCGGGGAGCUGUUAUCCUGUGCGAUGGCUGUGUUGACAUUGUGGACAUAGUCUCUCGAGAAACGCAAAUUUCAAUGUGGUGUGGUUUCCCAAGGAGAAAGACUGGGAAGAAGUGACGGUCCGAAGCGGCGCCAACUGGUGAAUGAUAGAUACAAACAUAUCACCUGCAGCCAAGCCUUUUCACAGGCUGUCAUCAAUUAGAAAGCCUCCUCUCAAGCAUCUUAAGCCAUGCCAUGGUACGUGAGGGUCUGGCUUUCAUAUCCGUCGUCACUGUCGGCGCACAAACCGCACUCCAUAUUAAUUGUAAGGAAUACCAGACGGGGAGGAUGAUCUUAUCGUG